Soboliphyme baturini is the source of this 1377-nucleotide messenger RNA. The record is from the annotation of a GenBank genome assembly. Lineage: Eukaryota; Metazoa; Nematoda; Enoplea; Dioctophymatida; Soboliphymatidae.
AUGCAUUUUAGACAAGCAAAUUCAGCGACUCUAAACGUCACGGAUACAGAAGGUACGACGACGGUUCGCUAUGAUGGCGGCGGAAUGGGCGCCAUAUUCAAUACUAUCCCUGGUCGGACCGCGCUGUCGCUCGGUGUCAACGCUGACCGUAAACCAGCCGCCGUUAAGGUGUCGGACUUCACUGGCGUUGUCGGUCAGAUUGUGUUCGAUGGCCAGCGCGUGCCGUUGUGGAACUUCAUCGUCAACGAACGCUGUGAAGGCAGCUUCCCGAAGACGGGGACCCCAGCCAUGGAAACCGCCUUACAGAGGGGGUUCCUGUUCCGAGACGGCUAUGCCCAGGUGAAGCCGAAUGGCCUGAUGUACGACGUGCGCAAGUUCAAUAUCCAGGUGAAUUUCGCCACUUACUCUGAAUCGGGCCUGAUUUACUUCCGGGGCGAUCCGAAUACGAAAGACUUUGUGUCCAUUGAACUGGUCGAAGGUCAUGUAGUUUUGCAGUUUUAUCUCGGCGGACGGUCUAAACUUCGUCUCGAUGACGACCAACGGUCAGUAUCCUAUUCGUUUCUGAUGGUUGAUCGCACAGCAACAGUGCUGUGUAAGCUGAAGCGUAGUGACAUGGCUUGUAUUUUGUUCAGGUGGUUUGACUACCACAUUCAGUGGAAAGGCUUCUACGGUUGUAUUCGAUCCGUGUCGCACGGCUACGGUCAAAAAAUCGACAUAGCGAAAGCGAAUAAGUCUUUGCAUGUCGAGGACGGCUGCGUCGAAACCAACGGCCGGUUGACCACCGCAGACCGCGUGAUUAGCUUCAGUGGACGAGGCGUGUUUGAGAUGCAGGGAUUUGCGUUCGGCGUCGAUUCGUCUUUGGCAUUCAACUUCCUUACCGAAUCCGCCAACGCCGUGCUCUUUUAUGAAUCGAAUCAGCUGAAGUCACGUCGCCGCCGCCAAGUAGCCGAAAAAGAGUUCUUUGCUGCUUACUUGUCCAGCGGUCAUUUGGUGGUUCAUCUCGGAACAGGCAGGAGUUUUUCUGUCACCCUUGAAACCGAAAACGUAUAUAACGACGGGCGCUUGCAUGCCGUAUUCAUCAGACGUCAAAAAAACGGAGUCUCUUUGUUCGUCAACGACCAUUUGAUGGAUACCGUCUCCUUUCCGUCGAGCGAUACCAUCGGUUCGUUGCAGUUUGUGCUAUUUCUGGGCGGUCUCGGUAAAAGCGACGCACCUGCUGACGAACUUCCGGUCACCAACCCUCUCACCGGCUGUCUGUCAGACUUUUUCUUAAACUUCAAGCGACUGUCGUUAAUUCCGCAAUAUUUAGAAAAUGCUCAGUUAGGAUACUGCGUCAGUGUGUUCUCAGAUGGACUGUACGGUAAAGCACAUGAAUAA